AUGGCAUCGAAUCACUUCACACUUUUCCAACUCUUAGUCAUUUUAACCUUUGCCCAAUUACCUCUAUCCAGUUCACCGUCUGUACCAAUCUAUAAUCCGUCGACCGGUUGUCAUGACUUGCCGAGUGAAAAUGGCAAGUUCACUUUCGCCAUAUGCUUACAACGGGCAAUAAAUAAGCAACAUACGCACAAUCUCUACACAGCACCAUCAUUUUGUUCACAAAAUUAUCCACCUCAUGGUCAAUUGCUUGAUUUUUCUUCCUUAUCUUCGCCGAACAUCGAUGCACUUUUGCAAAGUUUAACGAAUCUUUUCAAAGCGAAAGAUCCACACUUAUCUCUACCCCCACCAAACUUUCUCUGGAUCAGUUCGAAUUCCACGCAGAAUGAAACCAUAAACAACUUCUGGUGUCCAAGACAAUGUCAAGGAAAUAACCAAUCAGGAAAAUUUCUCAUUCUGAAGUUGGGAUGUCAACUUCUAAAUGCGAGUAAAUCGUGUAUAUCAACGAAGCAAACUCAUUGGAAUCGCGCACCAUUCAUCUGUCAAAGCAAUCGAACGAUAAGAGUAAAAAGUGAAAUAACACCUGAGGCAAUUCGUAUUCCACCAAGUUAUCCAAACGAAACGAUCGUAUUUCAUGAUUCCGAUUCUUGUGUCAUUGUUCGUACACGCACACAUCAAUAUACAUUCUGUUUUCGUCGUCAAUUAUGUCUGCAAACAUUGACAAGUGCAUUCUGUUCUACAAAACCACUGGCAUCUCGAAUAUGUAACGAUGACAAGAAUGCUUCCAGUUUAUUAACUAUCGAGAAUGAUGAUGAAUAUGAAUUAGUCAGUCGGGUCAUAUCGGAAUAUUCCGGUGAAACUUUAUUAGAUGUUAAUGGUACAACUAAAAGCAAAUAUGUCACUCGAGCUCAAUGGAUGUGGGUCGAUGGAGUUAAAGGUUUUAACAAUGAAUAUCAAUGGAAUACAAGCGAAAAUGUUUUGACCUCAAUUCCAGAUAAAUAUUGGUGUAAUCAGAUGAGAAAUUGUUCGGGUGGGAAAGGACGUGAACAUGUUGUAUUGAAUAUUAUUUGUCAGUUGAACAAAAAUACUGCUCAGCCAUGUUUGGCAUCACGACGAGAAUCAGAACCCGGGCCAUUUAUUUGCAAACGCCUGCUAACAGUGAAUGAAGAACCUGUGUCGAAUUACACAUUCUUGAAGAAUUCAACUAAAACACCGCUUCCUGUGGUGCCUGUUUACGAGAAAAAUUCAACACAUUUGUAUUACGAUGAACAUCAUUGUCUAAGCGUACAGACUCGUUCGCAUCUCUAUUCAUUCUGUUUACGUCGACAAAAUUGUACGGAAAAGCAAGCGUUUUGUACGAAAUGGAGUGAAGCACGAAAACAGUGUCAAUUGGUUAAAAAUCAAGCACAAUUAUUAACAAUCGAGAAUGAAUCAGAACAAAUUUUAGUUAAAGAUACCAUCAACAGUUAUCAUAACGAGACACGUUUAGUUUAUGAUGGAAGUACUUAUCGUUAUUACGAUUUAGCUGACUUUGUUUGGAUCGAUGGAGUUCAACAACCUGAUAAACAAACUUAUCUGUGGGGGAAUAAACUUGAAACGAUUCCAGAGCAUUUAUGGUGUCCGAAAGAUGAAUGUACUUCACUCGAUCGUGAUCGGGUGAUGUUGAGUUUAAUAUGUAAUAAGACAAAAUCAUCGAUUUGCCUGGCCACACGUCUGGAAUGGACACCUGCGCCAUACAUUUGUAAACGAACACGUCCAAUCGAUCAAUGUCCGAUAAAGUUCGAUCAAUAUGAAUAUGAUCAACAAUUCGAAAUGUUAAUUGUCGCAGUCAAUCGAACAGUUAUUUUCAUUAAAUGUAAACAUCCGGAUUACAACACCGAAAUCAAAGUUGAAUACCAUUGCAAUACUACGAGUAAACAAUGGCAAUUAGACUAUACAAACGAGAAUUUCACUUGUCCGGGAUACGAAAUACCUCCAAUAGCUAUGAUGAUAGACAAUACAACUCAAUCAACAAGUACAACGACAAGCACAAGUUCUACAUUAGCUCAAUCGAUAAAUACAAUUCCAACGGUGGCCGUUGUUACAACUUCGUUACAAAUUGCUGACUGUUCACAAGCAGAGCUCUCGAUCUUAGUGGCAAAUUUACCAGCAGAAUCUCGUUAUGUUAUCCCACAACGAUUACCAUCUUAUUCAUCUCUGUAUUAUAACAUCAAACUAACAUGUCAGUUUAACAAUUCAAUUCAGAUUAUUUAUCGAUGUGAUCUACUUAAUAAACGUUGGUUGUAUAUUUAUGGUAAUACCAAUCAUUUUCGAAUGUGUUCUCGACCGUGUAAUAAUACCGAACGCAUGGAAUUACUCAAUAAAUAUUUCACACGACAUGAGCAGAGCAAAAUCCAGACGAUUUACUUGAGACGACGUAAUCAGUUACGUUUACGAUGUUUAAGCAACCAUGAAAAUCAAUGGAAGACAGUCUUUUAUUCAUGUGGAACAAUGGCAAUAACACCACAGCAAUGGUACGAAUUACAUUCAUGUUUUCAAGCCUUCGUACCAGUCACAGAACCGCCAGCGGUCAUGGUCUCAAUGUCUGUCACUGAACUACCGCGCGCAUGUCCGCCAGCUGUCCAGCGUGGCAGUCCAUGUGAACAUGCGUCUGGUCAAUAUAUAUUUGAUGUUAAUGGUUGUGCGCGCAAAGUGUGUCCGUCAUUGAGUAGUUUGUGUAAUACAAUACGUUGCCCAUCGGAUCGAAUAUGCCGUGUUAUUUCUUGCAAAUCUUGUGUUUACACGGAUUAUCUCCAAGCAGUUUGUGAAUAUCCACCAGUACCAUCAUUGUGUGACCUUGAAAAACGAUUGAUUUCCUUGAAUUCUACGGAAUCGAUUAAUCGUUGGGUCCAACAAACAAUUAUUCUUGUUCAACAAUAUGCCAAUGAACAACGACAACGAUUAUCAUCACCAUGGCCGGUUUUGACUAUUGAAUAA
Molecule: messenger RNA, 2973 nt
Organism: Adineta ricciae
Lineage: Eukaryota; Metazoa; Rotifera; Eurotatoria; Adinetida; Adinetidae
Source: the annotation of a GenBank genome assembly